Molecule: messenger RNA, 1355 nt
Organism: Exophiala oligosperma
Lineage: Eukaryota; Fungi; Ascomycota; Eurotiomycetes; Chaetothyriales; Herpotrichiellaceae
Exons: 2
Coding region: 160-1212 (350 amino acids)
Source: RefSeq, a predicted model, not a curated record
CUCUUCUUUGCAUCUCUGAUUCUCUGCUUGACAUUUUUUGUGCGCGUCAUCCUUUUUUUUGCGUUCUAUUCCCUGUCUUUUGAAGAAUCCUUGACUGUUACGAGUAUAGACCUUGACAACUGCUGGAUCAGUUGCCUUUUCACCAGAAAUCCCCAGAAAAUGGCCACCAACAACUCACUCUCAAAGACUCUAGCCAUCGUGCUCCUGCUUCUAGGUUUCACCACCCUCGUGUUCGGCCAAGGCACCCAAUUCAUCACGGGCCCUUGCAAGUCCGACGCGGACUGCGCCUCCGCGUGCUGCGGCUUCAACUCCGGGAAGUGUGCCGGACCUGUGGUCGCCCAGGAACGCGACGGAGGAUGCGGUUUCGGUAACGCUUCUCCCAACGCCAACGCGGCCAACGCACUGACCGGCGGCGCACCCGCGGCGACGACACCCGCGACGGCCUCGAGCGGCGGUGCCGGUACCGGUACAACGGGGGGUGGAAGUGGCGGCAACAACAACGGAGGUGGCGGCGGGAGUGGAAGCGCCGCCGCGGUCAACAGCAACCUCCCCGGAGCCGCCAACGUGGGCAACGGAGCCGGAAAACAAUUCAUCACGGGACAAUGCAAGAGCGACGCCGACUGCGCCUCGGGGUGCUGUGGGUUCAAAAGUGGCCUCUGUGCCGGUGCGGUGAUUGCCCAAACCCGUGAUGGUGGAUGUGGCUUCGGCGACUCCUCUCCCAACAGCAACGCCGCUCAGGCUCUCACGGGAGGUGCUGCCGCUCCUGCUGCCGUCGCCACGGGUUCUUCCUCGUCCUCUUCUUCGGGGAACAACAACAACAACAGCAACAACAACAACAACAACAACAACAACAACAACAACAACAACAACAACAACAACAACAACAACAACAACAAUGGUAACGGCGGCGGCGGCGCGACUGCUCCGUCCCCGACACAAGCCGCCGCGGUGUCGAUAGACAGUAGCAUCCCAGGGGCGGCCAAUGUCGGCAACGGCGCCGGCAAACAGUUCAUCACCGGGCAAUGUCUGAGCGACGCCGACUGUGCGUCGGGCUGCUGCGGUUUCAAGAGCGGCAAGUGCGCCGGCGCCGUCAUCGCGCAGACCAGGGACGGAGGUUGCGGGUUCGGGGACGCCACCCCAAACGACACCGCCGCUCAGGCCUUGUCGGGAGGGGCCAAGAAGAAGAGAUGGGUGCGAGAGUACAUGGCGUGAGUUACGUUUGUCGUAUUGUAGGUGGAAUAGGUCCCCCCCGUCACCUGAAACUGAAACGGCCGGGUGGUCAUCUCACGACAAAUUUAUUUAGGUACCUGUCUACCCUGGGGUGGUCUUAUAUACUGCGUAUCGUUGAUCUGUAC